AUGGUACGAGGUGGUGGGAUACCCGUCACAUAUCCAACAACAGCGCCUGAAAUAGCUAUACCAGAAUUAGAUGGAAAAACAGCGAAAAUGUAUCGAGGUGGAAAAAUAUGUUUGACAGAUCAUUUCCAACCAUUAUGGGCAAAAAAUGUGCCAAAAUUUGGUAUUGCUCAUGCUUUAGCACUUGGACUUGGUCCAUGGCUUGCUGUUGAAGUUCCCGAUCUUGUUCAACAUGGUGUCAUUGUUCAUAAAGAAAGAUCAGCAGCACCAACGAAUGCUAGCGGCAAUACAAGUAACACGUCUGUACAAUAG
Didymodactylos carnosus is the source of this 309-nucleotide messenger RNA. The record is from the annotation of a GenBank genome assembly. Lineage: Eukaryota; Metazoa; Rotifera; Eurotatoria; Philodinida; Philodinidae.